GCGCCGCCCCCGCCGCGCCCCGCGCCCGCCCUUGUUAGCAGGCGCCUCCCGCCCCCCGCAUUGCUGAUGCUGCUGCUGGCAGACAUGGACGUGGUGAAUCAGCUGGUGGCCGGGGGUCAGUUCCGGGUGGUCAAGGAGCCUCUUGGCUUUGUGAAGGUGCUGCAAUGGGUCUUUGCUAUCUUCGCCUUUGCCACAUGCGGCAGUUACACCGGGGAGCUCCGGCUGAGUGUGGAGUGUGCCAACAAGUCAGAGAGUGACCUCAGCAUCGAGGUUGAAUUCGAGUACCCCUUCAGGCUGCACCAAGUGUACUUUGAUGCACCCACCUGCCGAGGGGACACGGAGAAAAUCUUCCUGGUGGGGGACUACUCCUCAUCGGCUGAAUUCUUUGUCACCGUGGCUGUGUUUGCCUUUCUGUACUCCAUGGGGGCUCUGGCCACCUACAUCUUCCUGCAGAAUAAGUACCGAGAGAACAACAAAGGACCCAUGAUGGACUUCCUGGCCACGGCUGUGUUCGCCUUCAUGUGGCUGGUUAGCUCAUCAGCAUGGGCCAAGGGACUGUCAGACGUGAAAAUGGCCACUGACCCAGAGAACAUUAUCAAAGGGAUGUCUGUCUGCCACCAGACGGGGAACACAUGCAAGGAGCUUAGGGACCCUGUGACCUCUGGCCUCAACACUUCAGUGGUGUUCGGCUUCCUGAACUUGGUGCUCUGGGUCGGCAACCUGUGGUUCGUGUUCAAGGAGACAGGCUGGGCUGCCCCAUUCAUGCGUGCACCUCCCGGCGCCCCCGAGAAGCAACCAGCGCCCGGGGACGCCUAUGGAGAGGCAGGCUACGGGCAGGGCCCAGGCGGGUACGGGCCCCAGGACUCCUACGGGCCCCAGGGCGGCUACCAGCCCGAUUACGGGCAGCCCGCCGGCGGCGGCGGCGGCGGCUACGGGCCUCAGGGAGACUACGGGCAGCAAGGCUAUGGCCCUCAGGGCGCGCCCACCUCCUUCUCCAAUCAGAUGUAGUCUGGUCAGUGCAGCCCGGGAGGACCCCAUGGGUGGGCAAGAGCUCAGAAGCCCUGCCGCCCUUUCCACCCCUAUACCCCAGGUCUCCGCCCCUCAAGCCAGGAGACUCUAACUCUCUUUGCUGUUUAUAUAUAUAUAUAUAUUAUAUAUAAAUAUCUAUUUAUCUGUCCGAGCCCUGCCCCCACUCCAUACCCCUCAUGCAUUAGGGGCCUGACCUUGAGUGGGUCCCUCUCCUAACCCCACCCCUUCCUUUGCAUCCCUUGGCCCCUGUCUGUUCCCUGGCCCUGUGCCCUGAGGUUGGGGGACUCUGAAAGGGGGACAGGGAAAAGACAGAUCUUAGCUAAGUGGGGAGGGUCAGUGUGACUUCAGACUCUCUCCCCUCUCUCCCUUCCCUCCUCCCAACUGGCCUUGACUCCUCCAGCAAUGUCUGAACAGGGGCCAUGAGGGGAAAUUCAACCCUGAGGGGGGAGAAAGGCAGAUUGGGGGACUUGACCUGAGGAGGACUUGAGGGGAGCUCUUGGGUGAAGAGGACCGAUAAGCAAAGGGUGUGGGUUCCAGACAUACUGGGUCUAGAGUCUAAGGAAGAGGGGUGCCCUAGAGCAUUCUGGAGUAGGGGUUGUUGGAACGAGGCUGAGAGCCCGGUUCUAGAAUGGUUGGAGCUUUGAGUGAGGCAAGGGUCAGGCCCCAAAAGUGGGCAGGAUUUGAAAUGGGACAAGAAGGGGUGUGACCUGGGGGACGGGUUCUAGAGGGGUGGGGCCUGAACCAGGAAUGGGUGAGGCUCCAGAGUGGGCGGGUCUUGGAUUGGGACCAGAGUGUACUGAAGCGGUAUUGCUAGGAAUAUUCAGGAGACCGAGUUUGCUUCUAAAGGGGGCAGAUCUUGUGCAAGGCAAGAAGUGGGAUUCAGGAAUGGGCCAAGCUUGAUGUGAGAUCUGAGUUCUGGACAGGACGGGGUGCAUAGUGGGUGUUCGUGGCUGUUUCAGAAGGGG
Messenger RNA from Lutra lutra (Eurasian river otter), 1994 nucleotides. It is a transcript of the gene SYP, whose product is annotated as synaptophysin. Lineage: Eukaryota; Metazoa; Chordata; Mammalia; Carnivora; Mustelidae. The transcript has 7 exons. The record is from RefSeq and is a predicted model, not a curated record. The coding region runs from base 67 to 1008 and encodes 313 amino acids. Gene Ontology annotation, cellular component: presynaptic active zone; synaptic vesicle; synaptic vesicle membrane.